This is a messenger RNA of Panonychus citri (citrus red mite), 793 nucleotides long. RefSeq names its product DNA-directed RNA polymerases I, II, and III subunit RPABC3-like (gene Rpb8). NCBI's taxonomy places the organism in Eukaryota, Metazoa, Arthropoda, Arachnida, Trombidiformes, Tetranychidae. Gene Ontology annotation, biological process: DNA-templated transcription. Gene Ontology annotation, cellular component: RNA polymerase III complex; RNA polymerase I complex; RNA polymerase II, core complex. The record is from RefSeq and is a predicted model, not a curated record. Gene Ontology annotation, molecular function: DNA-directed RNA polymerase activity.
CUUUUAUGGAAAAACAAACAGCUGAUUUUUGAGAAUUUUUUUUUUCUUGAAAAACGUUUUGUUGUUGUUUCGAUUAUUAAUCAAUAAUCUUUUUUUUUAAUUGUUCUCUUUAAAAAUGGCAACUCUUUUUGAAGAUAUUUUCGAGAUUAAAGAUAUCGAUCCAGAGGGUAAAAAGUUCAAUCGAGUUAGUAGAAUUCAUUGUGACUCUGAAUCUUUUAAAAUGGAGCUUAUUCUAGAUGUUAAUUCUCAAAUCUAUCCUGUUGAAUUGGGUGAUAAAUUUCGUCUUAUGAUCACAAUUACUUUACGGGAGGAUGGUUUUCCUACAGACAAUGAAUGGUCAUUGGAAGAAACUAAAUCAGUGUUGGUAGAUUCAUUUGAAUAUGUGAUGUUUGGUAAAGUCUAUAGAAUCGAGGGUGAUGAAGGUCCUGGAGAUGCAUCUAGAUUAGCAACUUAUGUGUCAUUUGGUGGAUUAUUGAUGAGACUACAAGGCGAUCCAAACAAUUUACACGGUUAAAUGGAUCAAAAUGUAUAUUUACUCAUGAAAAGAUUAGCUUUCUAAACAUAAUGACACAAAACACACACAGAGAGAGAGAAAAGAUCAUCAAACCCAAACAACAACAACAACAAUUAAUUGUUCACGAUUCCUUCCCAUUCCGAGGUCGCCUCUUUAUCCAUUAAAUCAUCUCAUCCAAUCAGUUCACCAACACACACACAAUCUUUGUACUACCAACAAAAAGCAAAAGAAACCUAAAUGAAAAAAAACAAAAUUAAUAAAUCAUAUGUUUCAAGAGAA